Molecule: messenger RNA, 2138 nt
Organism: Ahaetulla prasina
Lineage: Eukaryota; Metazoa; Chordata; Lepidosauria; Squamata; Colubridae
Gene: BCL2L14
Product: BCL2 like 14
Exons: 8
Coding region: 300-1304 (334 amino acids)
Biological process (GO): regulation of apoptotic process
Source: RefSeq, a predicted model, not a curated record
GUCACAUUUGCUGUUGGACUCACAGCUCAAACGGGGAGAUUUUAUCAACUCCCUCAACCAUUUAGUAAUUUUGUAGGCAGACCUACAAACCUGUAGGAAGAUCGGGAAGACACGUCUUCUUAAGGACCGUUGGAGGCACUAAAAAUUCAAAGCCCAGCUGAUAGGUGUGGAAGAGAGGAUUGCCGUGCCUCAGCUGUUUUACUCACCGGGGCUGCAGUAGAAGUGCCAAGUACGAAAUCCAGAAGUGAUUUCCAAAUAGAAACAAAACUAGGGUGGAAGGACCUGGUAGAACCUGCAGGAUGAACAACGAACACCACAACGGCCUGGCCAACAUGGAAGAAAUCCCGUUGGAGGAUACAGACAGAAGCAGCGUAGAAUUCCGAGUCCUGAUGGUCUACGCACAGCGUCGACUGUCUGUGAGCAAAUAUGGGCAAAUAUUAGAAAGAAAACCCGGAAUCCAGGAAGAAAGGAGAGAGGUUGUGCAAGCUGACACUCUAGCCAAAGGAGGAGAAGUGACUGUCCCAGAAAUCUCUCCAGAAGAUCAUAAACCACCAAAGCAGAAGGAGCAGAAGAAAACAAAGAAGAAGAAGAAAGCAAAGACAAAGACAAGAACCAACUGGAAAUGCUUUUGUAUUCCUUCUUGCCUAAGGCUGCAAGCAAGAGACGCCAGGAACCAAGGAUCCCUAAAGCCGGACUCCAUCAACGGCCAUGCCAUGAAGGUCCUCACCAGAGUUGAGGGUUUACCAGAUGACUCGUACAUUUCUUGCUUGGCAGACAGACUCGUUGAGAUAGUGGAUCGUUCCAGAUUUCCCGAUGGGAAGAAAAACAUCCCACUAAUGGAACGUGCAUUGAGUCUAGAAGAAGAUGGUGGCUCGACCAGUAAGCCAAUCCCACCUGCUGCUGUUGAUGGACUAGACGACGAAGAAAAGGUUAUUGAUGCAAUAGUUGCCUUGUUACGGAAGUCCGGAGAUGAGCUGACGGAAAAGAUGAAGAAGGAUAAGACCUUCUGUCAGAGUAUCUGGGAUAUGAUGACCUCCUAUGCCUUCUUCAGGAGAGUGACGGACCAGUUCCUUGAGGAGAUGCCCAUAGACUCCACAAUGAAUUCAGAGGAUGAAGUUAAGAGCAUGAAAGUUGCAUUGAUUAUGGAAGCCACAACCAGACUCACUGCAGUGGACAAUCAUCCCAUGAAUCUUGUGCUGGGCUUUGGAACAAAAUACCUGCAGGAAAACUUCAGCCCUUGGAUUCAAAGCCGAGGGGGAUGGCUGAAAGCCUUAGGAUUACCAGACCAGGAAGAAGUUGAAUAAGGGAAGGAGCUCCUCUUCAAGAGCGUUGGUCAAUAUGGAGAAAAGUGAUUGGGAUGUGAGAGGAAAAACUUAAGUCACUCCCAGGAUUGCCUCCAAUACAAGGAGAUGAUGGUUCAUGGAAUCUUUUGGAAGACCUGCAACUGCAGCACUAGAUGUCACGGGACGAGGACAGGAUCUGCAAUAUCUGUUUUAGUCAAAGAGACGAAAGAGCCAUGAUGCAGCCUUAUUAUCGGAGGGACCCGAAGUCUCCUGGCGGAAUGAAGCUAACUUAUUUUACAGAUUUAGCUUCCGGGUCUAAAUGAAGCACGAGACGCAACCCAUCCUUGCUCCUUCAGUCUGGAUGGGAGCUUUAGGGCAAGAAGGAUGGCUGCCUUGAGCCAGGAAUGUGAAGACUGACAUUGGGCUGCCUCGAUCUCUUUUUCCUGGUGUGUGUGUGUGUGUGUGUGUGUGUGUGUGUGUGUGUGUGUGUGUCUGAAGGGUAGGGUUCCAAAAAGACAAGAUGGCUGCUACUUCUUGACUUUUUGUGAGCUCCCUUUGCCCCCUGGGGUCGUUGUCAUUGUUGCUCAUAAACUGCUGCUCGCUUUGUAGCUCUCCGUCUUGAGGAUCCUUGCGUUUUUUUAAUUCAACAGAUCUCUCGCCCUCUUUCCUUGGGAAGGUUUGGUACAAGUGUAAAUAGGACAUGACACAAUGGGUUUGGCCAAAGAAAAGGUGCACUAGGGAUGAUAGACUUGAAUCUGGAUCGGAAAGUAAUUGAAUCCUAAGACACAAAAUUAGCUUAAGUCACGGCAAUUGAUUUCAAUGUACAUUAAUUAAGAGAACAAUAAAACAAGUGAU